Linum tenue is the source of this 2471-nucleotide messenger RNA. The record is from the annotation of a GenBank genome assembly. Lineage: Eukaryota; Viridiplantae; Streptophyta; Magnoliopsida; Malpighiales; Linaceae.
UAAAUGGAUAUUUCAGUGAUUUACAUCUUAUUGUAUUAGUUUUUUAAUAGGAAUAAUUGCGAUCCUGAGGUUAUUUUUUUUGACUGGGUUACGUGGUGUUCUUGCCUGCUGCUUCUGAUCUUCCAGAGAGGUUGAUUUGCCCGAUUUUUAGGGAGAUUGGGGGUUUAGGAUUUGAUACGAGUCUAAACUUUCCGUUUACCCUUUUUGGGUUGUGAAGAAAAGGUUCCAAUUUUUUUUUCGAUUGGUGCAUAUUGGAAUCCAGUUGGGGAAAAUGGGUCUCCAGAUGGAUUCUGGCAUGAAUUCUCAGCUGUUAGCUCGUUAUUUUGAGCGGCUGUUUGAGAUUUUGGGCGUUUUCUGUGUUACCCAGAAAUGGGUUGGUGUUGGAUGAGUUCAUCUGGAUUCUGCUUUUCUUCCCUCUUUCUUCCGGAUCUGAAAUUUGGAAGGUUUAUCAUGGUAAAAGGAAGUAACUUUUGGUUUUCUAAUCCAAUUUCUGCUAUAUCUUUUCGACUGUAUGCUUGGACAAGUUCAAACAACAAGACAAGCUAUGUCCUUUGAUCUACUGCUGAAACUAGGUUACCGGGUAGUGGUAGGACUAGAUAUUUUCCUUCCUUCUGGCUUUCUGAUUUGUCAAUUUUUCCCCUUGUUUUUUUUUUUUUUUUUUCUGUCUGCGGUGGUUCUUGCUAGAUGAGGCUUGCCUGUGUAACUUGUGAGAUGUUUCUGCAUGUUAGGGAUCUGUAGAAAAGCUUGGAUUUUGCUUCAUCAUGUUGUAGAUUGUUGGCUCAAUCAGUAGUUCACAUUUGACAAGCUUUUCAGUUUAGGGGACUGUUUACAGUUAUUGCAAUUUGAAGGGACACUAGCUAAAAAGGACUGGGAGAUUCCAUUAUAUGCACUUCAUUGGACAAACUUGAAGGCCUUUUCAGGAAAUGGGAUCACAUUUCAACUUCAGUAACUUCGGCAACACUUCAUUUGGAGACGGUGCAGGAACCAAGUUACCACCAGUUGUCAGCACUCCAUUGGUCCGCCAGUCUUCAGUAUACUCUCUCACCUUCGAUGAGCUUCAGAACACCUGGGGGGGAAGCCUAGGGAAAGAUUUUGGCUCAAUGAACAUGGACGAGUUACUCAAAAACAUAUGCUCGGCUGAGGAAACUGGCAUCGAAGCUGGUGCUUCAGGCGGGAAUCUACAGAGACAAGGCUCCUUAACUUUGCCUAGGACCUUAAGUCAGAAAACCGUUGAUGAAGUUUGGAAAGAUUUCAUAAAAGAGAACACGGUAGCAGCCAAGGAGAUUGCUCCACCUGAUCCUCCUCAGAGGCAGCGAACGCUGGGAGAGAUGACACUGGAGGAGUUCCUGUUGAGAGCAGGUGUAGUUAGAGAGGAUACCAACAAGCAAAUGGGAAGGGAGAAUAACAAUGUGGGAUUCUUUGGCGAACUAAGUCAACUGAAUAAUAACAACAGUAGUAGUUUGGCACUUGGAUUCCAACAGCAACCAAAUCAAGCCUCGAGCUUGGGGAUGAAUGUCGGAGGAAUCAGACCCUCUAUGCAUCAUCAUAAUCAGCAGCCAUCUCAGCAGUUGCAUCAUCAUCAUCAGCAGCAGCAGCCAUCUCAGCAGUUGCAUCAUCAACCUAGGAGUCAGCACCAGCAGCCACCGCCACUCUUUCCCAAGCCAGCUACAGUGGCAUUUGCAUCUCCGAUGCACAUGGUGAAUGGUGGUGCACAGCUACCAAGCCAAGGGAUGAGGAGCUCUGGUGCUGUUGGCUUGGAAAACUCCUCAACGGGUAUAAACAAUAACAGUUUAGGUCGUGUGGGUGGUUUAGGAACUGGAGGCGUUACAGUUGCAACAGCUUCUCCUGCUAGCCAGAUAUCGCCUGAUGUGCUUUCGAGGAGUGAUGCUGAUACCUCAUCUGUGUCGCCGGUUCCUUAUGUGUUUACUCGGGGCAGAAAACCUAAUACGGCUUUGGAGAAGGUUGUUGAGAGAAGGCAGAGAAGGAUGAUUAAGAACAGGGAGUCUGCUGCACGAUCUCGAGCUCGUAAGCAGGCAUAUACGCUGGAACUGGAAGCUGAGGUGGCGAAACUGAAAGAGUUGAAUGAAGAGCUGGAAAGAAAACAGGCUGAAAUAAUGCAGAUGCAGAAGAAUCAGUUCUUGGAGAAAAUGAAUCAUCCAUGGGGAGGAAAAAGGUUAUGCUUGAGGAGAACACUGACAGGGCCUUGGUAGGAUCAACAUCAACACAUUUCCGAAGAAGUACGCGUUUGAGAGACGUUUCAACCUCUGGGCAUGCUUAUAUGAAUACUUACUGAACCUAUAUAGGGUAGAUUAGCUAUCGUCGUUUGUAGGGAGCAGAUGAUGUGAGUUUUGCCCUGUAAAUUACAAAAAUUGGUAGUAAUGCUGUCCUAGUGGAGUUUAGGAACAGGGAAUUCAUAUUAUUAAGUUAAGAAAACAAUGCAAGCUACGGUCCACUGUUGUCUGUAUAUUCUU